Mycena citricolor is the source of this 5074-nucleotide messenger RNA. The record is from the annotation of a GenBank genome assembly. Lineage: Eukaryota; Fungi; Basidiomycota; Agaricomycetes; Agaricales; Mycenaceae.
UUAUAUCACUACGCCAGAAAAUGGCAGCGACUCGCCGCCGUCCAAGGACACGAAGCAAGGUAAGCAGCACGUAUCCUUCUGAUGCUACCGCGUUUCUGAAAUACCCUCAGAUGAUGUGACAACAGAAGUUAGCACUGAAGUCCGCGAAACGUCGACGGCCGUCUCUACUUUCACGCGGACGGUGUUCCUCGAGCAACCCGUCGACGGAAGCAAUGUGAGCGCCAAGCUCCAAGAUGGAAUCCUGAAGAUCCAGUUGAAGAGGGCACACGAUCAGGAUAGCGUCCUGGUCAAGGUCGAUUGAAUGUCGAGAAUGGUCUGUAGUACCAGGGCACUGUCCUCUCAUGUAUCUCUCUGUUCCCACUAGUCCCGUUGUGCACCCACUUUACACUACCAUAUUCCGCGUCUAUCUACAGUAUCUUAUUCCCUGAACAGUGAAAAUUUGAGAGCCGCACGAAUUUCAUCAUGCAGUCACUCAUCGUCAAACGCGUCUGAAGAGAAAGGACUGCGAUCACGCGGAAUACGAAACGCGCUUGCACGUGACGGAUCACAAAAGUCACUUGUACUACUACUUUGCAGUGACAAGACCCUCAGCAUGGCCGGGAUGAACAACCUUCUCGCAUUUUCCACCUGUCAUAGGCUCAUCAACAAGAGAUCUCUCUGGUCGUCUCUGAACCAAUCCACCAUCCGCACUGCAACUUACGCCACGAAGCCCAAACCACCGCUGCUGGGUCGGUACACGACCAUUCCGUAUGAGCUUUUCAGGAUAAACGCGAGUCAGAAGGUUAUUCUCAGGGACUAUGUGGACCAGCAGAAGAAAGGGAGGAGCUCUUAUGAUCUGGUGGUUCAUGAGGAUGGAUUGGUGCACCCCGGCCGGGAGACACAUUCGACGGUGCACUCGCUGUUAGUCUUCUGUAGGAACGAUGGGACUAAAGCGUGCUGUAGGUCCAAAUGGCGCGUCUAUGCGGCCGGAUGGGGCUAUGCUGCAAGAGGUGGUGAGGAACUUUCGAGGGAAGAACACGACGAUAUACCGAAUCCUUCCUGGUACGUGCAGCAAAAGUCUCUUCCAUUAUGCUGCCCAUCAAACCCCCUUGACAGGCAAAGAGCUUCCCGAGGAUCUGAUACUCCUCCAUGAGCACUCCGACCACCAUUCUAUCCAGUGCCGGGUACCGAUGACGCUUGCCCAACUCAACAAAAAGGUUACGCAGUUUUGCAUCGAAAACUCGGAGAAGAUGACAAAGGAGGAAUUCGUGGAACGGUAUCCAUUUACAGUAUAGUAGCCAGUGUCCUCCCUGUAGACCCAGUCGAGUUAUCGGGAGCCGUGACCGACUGUCCGCUCAAUCAGAAAUGAUUCCCAAACCGUGACCGACUACCUUCUCCGACGCGUCAACUUCUGAGACUGGAGCCAGCUUGUACAGCCGUAGACCUCUCUCGUGCACCAGGCCAACCUACCACAAACUUUCAGUGCCGAUUCUGACUGCUCUAUCACUUACAUGGAAUCUGUGUCUGUCUCACUCAAUGGAACACCAGACUACGACCAUGAGCCCGAAUACGAUUUGGACCAAUCUGUAGAAGAGGACGUGGACCAACUGGCAUCCGAAAUGGAGGAAGAUGCUGUUGAAAGAACCCCAGGGGAGAGUCUGCUCCCAUCCCUGAGACUCGCAAGUAUAAUAGAGUCGGAAGGGAAACUGGCGCUCUCGAAAGAAGGCCUCUUCAUCCUCUCCAUCGCCACUGAAGAAUUUGUGAAGAGACUCGCUCAAGGCGGGCAUCGGCAGGCCAAGGCCGAAAGCCGCACUUGUGUCGUCUAUCGGGACAUGGCUGCAACGACUCAACAGUAUCAAGAGUUCAUGUUCCUUCGAGAAACCAUCCCCCAGCCUGUGUCCCUGUCUGAUGCACUUGAACUGAGAGAAUUGCGGGCCAAAGAGAUCCUGGAGAACGAGCCUGCUCUGAUUGCCCCCAUCGACCUGCCAUCUACGGCCAUCUCCACCGUCAAAUCGAGGCCGAAGACUCGUGUUGUCAACGGAACGGCGGAAAAGUCGACUCGGAACGCGAGUGUCAAUCGACCAGCCGAAGUUCGUCAAACAAAUACAAGGGCGGGUCAAGAAAACGCGACGCGCGUGUCAAGCGGACAAUCAAUAAACCCUGCGACGAGCAGUGUCCAGGUUCUCAGCUUUGUCGCCCAGCCAGCUUCGACGGGAGAAGAUGCCGAGAAAUCUAUUUCAUUGUCGAGCGUUGGCGGGGAGCCGCAAUAUACUCGAUCUCCUCCCGCGUCGGCCCUUGCGACUGUGGCUGGAAAGACACCUCCUGUUUCCAACGGCCCUACCAUUCGGAUCCCUGGAUUCACGAGCGUUCCACCACGGAGCAAAUCACCGGACCACCCCAAGCCUUCGUAGCAGUCAGAUGCAGAUAGUUUGAGAUCACCUCUCUGCAUGUUUUUGUAGCUUGGUCAUAUGUCGUCGUAUUCCUCUUUCUUCCUCCCGCACUUGAUGUCCAUAUGAUCUCCAUUAUCUGACUUGAUUAUGCAAUCAGUCCUCCGAUAAUCGUUAUCGCACCUGGUUUAUCUCGAGCCAUAAUGUCGGCCAGUCUCCCAGUCAUCAAUAUCGCUCCAUACCUGGACUUGGAGAAGUACGAUCUCGCGGCAAGGCAGGAGACCUCUCGGGCCUUACAUUCUGCCUGCAUCGAAUUCGGCUUCUUCUACUUGGACAUCUCAGAUUACGUCGAUCCUAGCGUCCCCGAGGAGCUCAUAACUCUCGCAAGACAAUUCUUCGCGCUGCCGCAGGAAGAGAAGGAUGCGUUCUCGCUGAACAAUCAAGACGGAGCGCGAGGGUAUCAACGACUGAAAGAGAAUGUCACGAAUGGCAAAGCAGAUAACCAUGAAGGCUUUGACUGGUACAAGCCUGUAGAGAACCCAGAUAAGGACAAACCGCUGUGGGGUGAGAAUCAGUGGCCCACCGUCCCGAGGGAAUUCAAGGAGAAGUACGAGGCAUGGAUCGACAAGAUGACCGCACUCGGGCUGAUAACUUGAAUAGAAUGUCGGUUGGACUGGGGAUGACUCCAGAUGAAUGGCAGGAGCUCCGGAAACAGGUGGACGACAGCUUCUGGGUUAUGCGCGCAAUCGGCUACCCCCCUUUGCCCAGCGACGAAGAUGGAUUCUCAUGUGGUGCACACAAAGACUACGGGUGUCUUACGCUCCUGUAUGCCGAUCCGACCCCUUCAGCUCUUCAAGUGUAUCGUAGGAAUGGAUCCGCGAGGGGAGUCUGGAUCAAUGCAGAUCCGCUUCCUGGCUGCAUUGUGUGCAAUAUUGGGGAAAUGUGGGAAAUAUGGACGAACGGUCUCUACAAGUCAACGCUGCACCAGGUGGUCCAUCGUUCAUCCAACUAUCGGUAAGCUAUUAUCCCAUCGCGUGAUCAUAAAUAUCUUGAUGGUCCCAGAAUCUCUAUUCCAUUCUUCUUCGAACCUAAUUUCGACGCAUUCGUGAAGCCACUGGAAGCCGUCAAACGAAUCCAAGGGAACUCGGGUGAAGGCAAAGUCGAACGCUCACCCGUUAUCUAUGGCGAUUUUUUGAAAUCAAAGGUUGCCAACAACUUCACCGGCGGAAAAGGAAAGUAUGAUUGAGAAUCUACCUGAGGCUUAUUGGUCCAGUGUCCGUAACAUCAUACUGUGAAUUAUCUAGACGAGACGCUUAUCGAUUAUCAAUCAGUAGAAAAUGAUAAUUAGGUAAGAAUUAUCUGUACUUACUGGAUCAUCGUAAAUGAGUUUGACUCGUUUGCUUUCUUCCUUCAAGUGGAGAGAUCAUCUGACAUCUUCACGAUUUCUUUUCCGUCCCCGUCCCCGAAUCAUGGAUUUCCAAACUAGCGUCUCCAAGUUGAAGUCUCCUCUGAAGGAUCUUGUGCUGGCCUUCUCCAAAAACGGAACGGUUCAUGUCGGAAAGCAGGAGGCAGAUUCGCGCGCCGUGAUCGACUGGAUCGCGCAGAUUGAGAAGGGCACAUCGGUCAACGAGCCUGGGCUCAAGGCUUUGAACGCUGAGCUAGUGCCCAAGACUUACCUCGUGAACAACUAUCUGACCGCUGCCGACGUUGCUCUCUUCGGCGCCCUUCACCCUGUUAUUUCAACAUCACAACCGGACCAAUACUUCGCUCAUCCCAGUGUGACGCGCUAUUUCGACCACAUCCAGUCGCUGACCGUCGUACGCGAGGCUGCAGACGCGUUUUCUCCUGCGUUUGCUGCGGUCGCAUUCGAUUUCACUAAGGCUCCUGUCGUUGAAAGGACAGCCGAGGCACCCAAGAAGAAGGAGAAGAAGGCACCCGCGGCGGCUCAGGAACCUGCAGCCAGCACAUCCGCAGCACCGCCUGCGGUCUCUGGUGCGUCAGGAGCGGAGACUGCCGCCCCUGCGAAGGAGAAGAAAGAGAAGAAAGAGAAAGAGAAGAAGAAAGAUGCUGGUCCUGACGCUGGAGGCAAGAAGAAGGGCGCUGCUCCAUCAAAGGCCGUUGCUGCAGAAGAGGCUGGUGAACCUGUUCCCUCGAUGAUCGACCUCCGUGUUGGUCACAUCGUCGACAUCAUGAAACACCCGGAUGCUGACGGUCUUUACGUCGAGCAAAUUGAUAUCGGCGAAGAGACUGGCCCACGGACAGUAGUCUCUGGCCUCGUGAACUAUAUCCCCAUCGAACAGAUGCGGGACAAAUAUCUCGUUGCUGUCUGCAAUCUCAAGCCGGCAAGCAUGCGCGGAGUAAAAAGUUUUGCGAUGGUGCUUUGUGCGACCUCAAAGGACGGGAAAGAGGGCGGCAUCGAAUUAAUCCAGCCCCCUGCUGGUGCGAAGCCAGGCGAUCGAGUCUACUUUGAAGGGGCUGAAUUUGAAGCUGCCACUCCUCUCAGCCAGCUGAACCCAAAGAAGAAGAUAUUUGAGACAAUCCAGCCCGGAUUUAUCACAUUGGACUCUAAGGAGGCGGCUUGGAUCAAUCCCGCGACAAAAAGCGUCCACAAGAUUCGAACGAAGGAUGGCGUCUGUGUGGCGCCCACUCUGAUCGGUGCCUCCUUGUCGUAGACCAGUAUAUUGUGAAUAUGAUAGACUCUUGCAUAC